Molecule: messenger RNA, 5639 nt
Organism: Carassius auratus (goldfish)
Lineage: Eukaryota; Metazoa; Chordata; Actinopteri; Cypriniformes; Cyprinidae
Product: ETS domain-containing protein Elk-4-like
Exons: 6
Coding region: 1786-3093 (435 amino acids)
Biological process (GO): regulation of transcription by RNA polymerase II; cell differentiation
Cellular component (GO): nucleus
Molecular function (GO): DNA-binding transcription factor activity, RNA polymerase II-specific; sequence-specific DNA binding
Source: RefSeq, a predicted model, not a curated record
UUUGUUUCAUUUUAUUUCAGCACGAAAACUGCUGGUAUAGUUUUAGAUUUAUGUAACAAAAACAAUGAUUGGUGCAAAGACUUCAGAAAGAGAAUUCCACUUAUGCAUAACUGGAGGCCUAUUUAAUAGACAAAUUAACUACAAUUUAAAACAUAUAAAUCACACCACAUUAUAAAACAUUUCUGUUUUUGCAAACGGGAGGAAGAAGUCAAGUAAUCUGUUUGGGAGUUACACUUUUAAUAAUUCACAUGGCUUUCUUUGUAAUGCAGAGCACUUUUAAUUCUGCCAAUUUUUUUAUUGUUGACGUUAGUGCAUGUUUUAGGAGAAUACCUGGAAAGAAGCAUCCACAAAAAACUAGUAAAAGUGACAGUCACUGAUCUUGUACGGCAGGAAUCCUGGGCUUGUGCCUGCAUUUAUAUUUUUAUCUGCAGAGAUGGAAUCUGUUUGGAAGGCAGACUGCAAUCACACUUUUAUUCUGCCACUCUUUUAUACGCACUUGGAAAAUGAGUAUAAAUGAGACUGUUAUAAAUAAAUCACGGAGGGUGUGGUCAAUUUUGAUCCAGUUGCAUCAGAAGGGGAUGUGUACAUACUUUUGGCUGUUUAGUGUAUGUGUUGUUGAUAAUUGAUAUACGUAGAUAUGAACAUUUAAUUUUGGUAUAAGCGGAAUGGUACAUUUUCUGACCUAUUCAUGUUUAAUCUCCUUUUACAUUUUGCUCUCCACUUAUAUAGUCCUGCUGUAUAUUUUAAGAACACAUAGUCCCAGUUUCGCAGACACAGAUGUGAUCAAUCCGUGAAAGUUUCUUUCAGUGUAAAAAGCUCAGAUUUAAAUUUCAGUCAUGGACUAGGCUUAAGCCAUGUUUGUGAAACCUGGGGUUAGUCUCUUAUCUGUAUGUCUGUCAAUCAUCUGUAAUUUCAUAUCUAUCCUAAAUGUCAAAGUGCAAUCAAACUGAAUGAGGAUUAUUUAAUAUUUCAUUUUUAACAUUUCAAUUUUGAGUUUAUUUCGACCAAGGAAUAGCAUUUUACAUUGAUCGGUAACGUAAUGCAUUUUAAUAUGGUCAUAGAUGAAAUGAUAAAUCCAUCAUGAGAUGACCUACAUGCUUUCACUGCAUUUUACUGGCUUCACUGCAUUUUUCACGCAGCUGAACUUACAUCUUCAGUAAGGAUUUCAACGCUUUUCAAACUGAAUGGACAUCAUUUCUUACAGAUUCAUAAAAUCUGAGGCUUGUUCUGGAGUUUUAUUGAGCGCUGUUGGAGUGAAAGUGUUCUGUCUGGUGGGCUUGUUGCUUGUUGCUUCCUGUUUUUGUAUUAUUGUGGUUGCAGCUAAAAAUAUGAGUAACUUACGUGAGAUGCAGAGACUGUAACGUUAGCAUAUCCCUUUCUCCUUUUCUGCCUUUUUUUUUUUUGUCGCGCUCAUUAUAAAAAGGCAUUAAACCGCUUUAAACAGUAAAAUUUAUAUCAGCUCAUGUUAGUUUAAUGAGUCUAAAGUUUGCUAAGACUCCGUUAGCUAGCAGACUAGCGCGCUGUGCUAGCUGACCACCAAAUCUUUUUACACGAUGUAAAAAUACAAUAAAACAGUCUGUAGUUUUUCUUUUCUUUUUUUUUUCUUUCUUUCUUUUUUUGGCUUUAAUCCGUCGGAAUCCCACCGAGUCUGGACUGGAGAGCAAAAAGCUUCUCAGCCUCUGUCAGAAUAUUUGCCGGAAUAUGCCGUGACGUGUCGGUCAGGCUGUGAGCGCAAACAGGAUCUUGGAAGGUAACGUUUCCCCCAGGUCUGCGAAUAGAGAAGACAUGGACAGCUCAGUCACCCUGUGGCAGUUCCUGCUGCAGCUUCUGUUGGAUCCCAGCAAUGACCACCUCAUCUGCUGGACCAAUGAGGAUGGAGAGUUCAAACUGUUGCAGGCGGAGGAGGUGGCCAGAUUAUGGGGCGCCCGCAAAAACAAACCCAGCAUGAACUACGACAAACUCAGCCGGGCUCUGCGUUACUACUAUGACAAGAACAUCAUCAAAAAAGUAAACGGGCAGAAGUUUGUGUAUCGUUUUGUAUCGUACCCUGAUAUCCUAAAGGGAGAUGUCAUGGCCAGAAUGGAGGGUGCAGACGGCGUCUCAAAUGGACCUCUGCCCCUCUCCGACAAACCUACAAACGUCUCUAGGGAUAAAGACAGCAAAGCUGCCCCAGACAGAGGAGCAGAAACACCGGGUCAGUCCAAAUCGUCUGGUCGGAAUGACUAUAUCCACUCUGGCUUGUAUACAUCCUUCACGUUGACCUCUCUUCAGUCGGGAACGCAACUUUUUAAAUCCAUUAAGGUUGAAAAUCCAGGAGAAAAGCUAAUGGAGAACAAGGCAGCCCAGGAGUCGCCCCAGCCACCCACUGUCAUUAAAUUUGGGGCCAUGCCACAUAACAGACAUCCCACUCCGUCUGUCAUAGGGACGCCUGAACUUUCAACCCAACCCGCCCAAGCUCCACUGCCCGAUCCAGCAGAACCUGAGGCCAAACAGACCGGCGUCUCGCAUGUGGAGAGUCCCACCUCAGAGAAUGCCAUGAUGGGCUUCCCGCUCUCAAGAAUCUCUUCAUCGCCACUCACACGUUCCCAGUCACCCUCCUCUUCUCCGAUGACAGAUUCCCAGGAGCUGGUGAUCGACAGUGAAAUUGAGUCCCUCUCCUCACAGCCGUCAGAGUUACAGCUGCAGGACCAGCCCACCUCUGUUUCCAAGGACAUUGUUCCAGUGUCUGAGAUGUCUGAAUCUCCACUGCGCAAUCUCAGCGGAAAGUCUAAGAAACCCAAAGGCCUGGAGUUGAUGCCCACACUGGUGGUGACCAGCUCUGACCUCAGCCCUCUCAAUCUGUACAGCCCAUCCAUCCCUACGGCCUUACUGCAGACACCCCUGCUGCUCACACCCAGUCCACUUCUGUCCAAUAUCCAUUUCUGGAGCACACUCAGUCCAGUGGCCCCCCACAGUCCCGCCCGGAGACAGGGCACGCAUACCCUCUUUCAGUUUCCUUCUGUACUGAGUUCUGCGCAGUUCUCUGUUCCCGUGUAUAAUUUAGACGGCACCAACACGCCCGGCCCUCUCUCACCCGACCCACAGAAGACAUAAGAGGGGGACAAAGACCAGCACACUUCAUCUUUGCCUCAAGUUCUUGAUUGAUAAACGCAGGAUAACCUCAUUCUCUUCACCUGAUCUGGCACACUUCAGUAAAAAAAAACAUCUUUGACCGCCAUUUGACUCUCGAACCUUUGUGAUGUCACUGAAACUUUUCCUUGGGAUGUAUAUCAAGCCAUCGGAUACAUCAGUAAAUCUUUCGUUGCUAUUUUUUAAUGCGCUGGUCUUCAGGGAUCGGCUCUAGUGUGACUAAAGCAGAUGGCUGUCGAUCUGCACGGCUGCCAAAAUGGGAUUUCAUCGUAAAACGUCCCGUUGUUUGAUCAUUAGAUUAGGAUCUGGAUUGAAUUUCCUCGUGUUCAGUUUCUUGUGGAGCUUAAGACUCCGAUCAGACGCAGAAGAGAUUCUCACGUGACGUCAGCACCGUGUGUUUGUACAGCAAGAUCCUUGUUCUGAAUUGGAUAAAGAGGGAUCAUUUUGUACAUAAUCCAACAAGUUCACCUCGUCCCAACUGGUGUUUGCCUUUUGUUUGGGAAGUCCUCAAACAAACCUGCCUUGCCAAGCUAAACCGCCCCUUUGCCUUGUGAUUUUGAUAAUGGUGACCUCUGUUUUAUCUUGUACUUGUCCUCAUGCUGCACUUACUGCUUUGUAUUUAAAGUGUUCUGUAACCACAUAAACAGCACUUAGAUGAAAACAAGCUGCACUUACUAGGGCUUUUGCUCCUAUUCGUGUUUACUAGCCAUCCAGAACAGUAGUGAACUAGUUGGCUUAUUUUAUUACAUUAAUGUCACCUGUAAAGCUAGCUGUGCAACCCUCAAACAAGCUCCUGACAGCGUUUUAUUAUUCCAGAGCCACAUGAACAUGAAUCCCACUUUAAGAAAUGGUUGCAAUCACAAUCAGCAGAAGUCAAGUUUAUUUGGGAUAGUCCACCAAGUCAUUCCAAACCUGCGUGUCUUUCUUUUGUAUGAGGAACACAAUCUUCUGGAGAACAUCCAUGCAAUGAAAGUCAACAACAUUUGACCCCAUUGACCUUCAUUCUGAGACACGUGAUACAAAAAAUAUCAUCAUUUGUGUUCCAUAGAAGAAAGAAUUCACAGAGGUUUGCAACAAAAUGACGUUUAAUUCAUUUUUGGGUGUACUAUCUCUUUAUGAAUAUUGAGUCUAACAUUCAGGACGUUCUUGAUGUGACCCUCAUCACUGGAAAACACAUUUUAAAGUGACAUCUUCUAGCAUUAACCUCAUCUUUUCUGGUGCUUUGAGCAUGAUGCACAUUUUUGAGUAGGGAAGAUUGGCAUCGCCCACGCUGCAAUGCUUGAUGGCGACUGUCUAAUGAAGCGUGUUUCCAAACACGCCCCAACGCCAUUGAACCAUUACCGUAACACCACCAGAUAUGCCACUGCGGCUAUGCUUAUCAUGCAAAUCUUUUCGUAUAAAACAUUCCCUCCUCUCUGAAAGACUGGAAGCCAUUAGGCCCCAAGGACUUGCUUUACUCCAAUCGACUGCCGAUUCACCAUUAAUCUAAUGGAGCGUACACAGCGUAAAAUGGAAUGGAACGGCACCGGCUCAGUGCUUAAAGCCUCAUCCCACCAUUAGGAUAGUUGGAUUGCUGGAGAUCGGUUGGAUGCGUACCGUAACUGGAUGGCUGGCUGUAGAGCCCGGGCCAAAUACUCAAAACCAUUCCUGCAUUUGUCAGCUUUCCCGGAGUUGUGCAAGAUUCAAUCCCCCGGCAGAAUGCAAUCUACCUUGGACAACAAGGCAAAGCUGUUUGUAAUGCCCAGUCAGAAGUGUCUGUCCUUGUUGUAGCCGGUUAGCAUGGUCCAGUUAACCUCUGCUGGUAGAUUAGACCAUGCAUUUUUCUCCAUUGAUGUUCUUUCAGAACUGCCGUGUGUUUUUGAAGGCAACAGAUAUAUUUUAGUGUGCAUUAUAGUAAAUACAUAAAAAAAGUGUAAGUAGACCAUUUUUGCUUUAAUUUUUGUAAUAAAUAUGAGCACUAGUGACCAUAACAGACUUUAUUCAGAAGUCCCUAAACUUUUGCAUAAUAGUGUAUGUCAUUUGUAAUGUAUAAUUUAAAAGAAUCAUUACUACUAAUUGUUAAGUAGUUUUUCUGAUCAGGCGUUGUAUAGAAUACCCAAACAAGUCCAGUGGAGUUUGUAUUCUUAAAGAGAAUUGAAUAUUGCACAACUGCAGUAAAGAUCACUGUCUGAACCAAAUACUGCAGCCACUCUUUGCUGUCCUCAUUUGUUGCCAAUGCAAUAUCGGUGUGUUAUUGUUUUUUUUUUUUUGUUUUUUUUUUUUUUUAGAGCGUUUAAUCUCCAAUUAUAAAACAGUAUAGGAAAUUAAUGCCCAUAUGUUGCACAAUAUAAAAUUCUACCUCUAAGAGUCUUAAAAUCAAAAAGCCAUGAUUUAUAACUGACAUGCAGUAGAUGCUAUACUGGAACAAGGCUUAAAUGCUGACAUUCAAAAUGCAGAAACCGAGCUCUGUUAGUCCCUCCCUGUAGGACCACCAAUGAUAGAAAAUACAAAGGGAUGUGUGUGUGUGUGUG